AUGUACACGCCCUCAACGUCCGCAACUUUCGUUCUUGGCCCCCCGACACCUAGCGCAAAGACGGGCUCGGCGCUGCGCUUCCGCAACGCACUGGCGACAUCUUCUACGGUGAGGCCAGUGCGCUUGGAGUGGACCAUGAAGCUCUUAGCGAGCUGGAUCAGCUCGCGCAGACGGUACUCGGCAUCGACCGCGAUCAUGCGGGGGACGUCGGGGCGCAUUGCGGGCAAGUUGGACAGCGAUUGCGCGAUAACGCGAACAAAUUCAUCCGAAAGACGACCGCGCAGACGCGCUCGGGCGGGGUCGGGCUUGGACAUGCAACUGGCAGUGGCUGCGGUGGCCGUGGAGAGCGAAAGGAAGUUCGGGGUGCGAUUGCGUAUGCACCCUCUAGCCCUGUGCGCGGCUUUCGUGACAAAUUUUUUUGGGGCCUUUCGGGUUUCUUUAGCAUAA
Messenger RNA from Chondrus crispus (carragheen), 447 nucleotides. RefSeq lists its product as hypothetical. Bases 1 to 447 code for a protein of 148 amino acids. The transcript has a single exon. The record is from RefSeq and is a predicted model, not a curated record. Lineage: Eukaryota; Rhodophyta; Florideophyceae; Gigartinales; Gigartinaceae.